AUGCAUGUUACCAUCCCAUCCUCAGAAGAUUCAUCCUCUACAAAAGAAGUUGCGAUUACUGAUGUGCCACUUAUCGGGGGAUCACUUGAAAGUAAAGGAAUUUCAAAAGAAGCUGUUUCAAUCAUCGUACAAGCAUGGAGACCGGGGACUCAAAAACAGUACAAAUACUAUUUACAAAAGUGGGAACAGCACUGUUGUGAACGAAGUAUCAAUCCCAUUUCUCCAAAUGUAGGGACUGCAAUUGAUUUUCUACAUGAAUUUUACAAGGAAGGAUUAUCCUAUAGCACAUUAAACACAGUACGCUCAGCUCUAUCCAGCGUUGUCCAACCAAUAGACAAUUUCACAUUUGGAAACCAUCCACUGGUAACCAGAUAUAUACAAGGAGUAUUUGUAAAUAGACCAGCACUACCACGUUAUAAACAGAUCUGGGAUGUGUCUGUGGUUAUAAAAUAUCUCAAAUCUUUGGGUGAAAAUACACAACUCUCUCUACAAGAUCUGACUAUGAAGACAACCAUGCUGCUUGCCCUUGUUACUGGACAGCGUUGCCAGACCAUACAGGUCUUGAACAUUAAACAGAUGGUUAAUAGUGAUGACAUGUGGUCCUUUCAUAUAAACAACUACUUUUGA
This is a messenger RNA of Paramuricea clavata, 627 nucleotides long. Lineage: Eukaryota; Metazoa; Cnidaria; Anthozoa; Malacalcyonacea; Plexauridae. The record is from the annotation of a GenBank genome assembly.